UGUCGUAUCCUCUGCAAAAGACACAUUUCUCUGUUUGCAUGUCAUUUCUUGAAAAUUGAAAAGAAAGAGACAUAAUGGGCUCCUCUCCUCCUCUUUCUCUUUCUCUUUCUCUUUCUCUGCCUCUACACAACCCCCCACCCCCUAUCCCCACAUAAGCCAAAUACUAGGCCACCAUUUCCUAUCCCUUUUAAAAUCAACCAUUUUAUUCAUCUACAUUUGAUUAUCAUUUUCCUAAGAACUGUUUGAAAAAAGGUGCAAAUUUCUCUUCUUGAAAGACCCCACAAAUCCAAACAACACACGUUGUCUUUCUAUCUCAAUGUUCUUUAAUAAAAAGUACCAAUCGUGUGAUCAGGACUAAAAGUUUCCCUAAUUCUUUGCUUGUGUUAGGGUCUUUAUUUUGAUCAUUUCUUGUUCAUUGGGUUUUGGGUUUGUUCCAUUCUUGUCUAAUUUUCUUCUACAAAGUAUCCUUUUUUUAAUCAUUUUUCCUGACACCCAAUUCUAUUCCCAGACAUAAAUCCUUGUUUGUCUGCUUUGGUAUUAGGGUUUGUUUUUUUCUUGUUUGUCCCUAUAUUCCUCACGGGUUUGAAUAAGAACGCCAAAACAAUGCUGCUAAUGGGUAUGCAAAUUUGACCUUCUUGGCCCAGAAUUGUUUUGCUGUCUCGUUCAGGACUUUUUGCAAACAGUUGGUCUGCAACUCUGCUUGGUUCUUGAAUUUUGUGUUGAGAUAUGGGUUGUGUCCAUGGGAAGUGUUGUUGUAGGUACCCAGGAUCCUCAGAUGGUGAUAAUAGGGAAGAUUUGGGCACAUAUGCUCAGGCUCAAACACAUAUUCUUGCUGGCAGGUCAGUAGAUAGUGCUCAAGUCCCUUCACAUAACUUUAAGUUAGAGUACGCUGUGCUUACGCAACGUGGGUUUUACCCUGAAUCCCCUGAGAAAGAGAAUCAGGAUAGUUAUUGUAUCAGAACACAACUUCAGGGUAAUCCAAAUGUUCAUUUCUUUGGUGUGUUUGAUGGGCAUGGACAGUUUGGUACUCAGUGUUCAUUGUUUGUUAGGGAUAGGCUUGUCGAGAUUUUAUCGGAUGAUCCUACAUUGUUAGAUGACCCUGUUAAGGCUUACAAUUCUGCAUUUUUAAGAACAAAUGAAGAACUUCAUAGUAAUAGUGAUAUUGAUGAUUCCAUGAGUGGGACAACCGCUAUAACUGCUCUUCUUGUUGGAGACAUGCUUUAUGUGGCAAAUGUAGGUGAUUCAAGAGCAGUGUUGUCUGUUAAGGAAGGGAAUAGGGUUGUUGCCAAAGAUUUGUCUUCUGAUCAGACACCAUUUAGGAAAGAUGAAUGUGAGAGAGUGAAAAGCUGUGGGGCAAGAGUUCUUAGUGUUGAUCAAGUGGAAGGUCUAAAGGAUCCAGAUAUUCAGUCGUGGGGGGACGAGGAAACGGAAGGGGGUGAUCCGCCAAGGUUGUGGGUUCAAAAUGGGAUGUAUCCGGGGACUGCGUUUACGCGAAGUGUUGGAGAUAGUACUGCUGAAAGUAUUGGUGUAGUUGCUGUCCCAGAGGUGUCAACAGUACAGCUCACAAAUAGUCAUCCUUUCUUUGUGAUUGCAAGUGAUGGUGUCUUUGAGUUCCUCUCCAGCCAAACUGUGGUGGACAUGGUAAAUAGAUGCGCAGAUCCUAGGGAUGCAUGUUCAGCCAUUGCUGGAGAAUCAUACAAACUGUGGCUAGACCAUGAAAACCGGACAGAUGAUAUAACAAUCAUCAUUGUACAUAUUAAAGCCUUAACCAAUUCAGGUGGUGGCGUCACAGCCAAAUGGAAUGGAGGGAAAACAACAAACACGCAGAAAGAAACAUCGGAGAUAUAUUUCUCUCCGUGUGCUUCGGAAGGUUAUCGGUCUGUAAUGAGUGAAUUCUCUGAUGUUAGCUGUUGUCAUCCUGUUUCAUCACUAGACCACAAAGUAGUAGUUUCAUCCAGCUUGGGUUGAACUAAGAAAAAGACUUCCAAGGGUUAACACGCAUUCCCCCCAUUGUAGAUGUGCCUUAAAUGGUAACUUCCCUCGUUUUUAUAGUCCUCGAUGGUUAGGUAAAUACACAUAAGAAGCAAUGCAUAAGUGGAUGCACAAACUGAUACUAUAUGCUAUACCAGUCUACACAUUUGACUGAAUAUGACAGGUAGAUGGACUGUGCAUUCAUUUAUCAGUUGAAUCAGUGCCCUUUCCCUUGUAAACAAUUCCAUCUGGCUUCAUUUGGUUGCUACUCAGUUUCCAUUCCUGUGCAUGGAACAUCGAUAAAAAAUUACCUAGGUGGUUUAUAGACUUCUUUACCCCGGGGCAUUGCUUCUGUCAAGCUCCAAGCGUUAAUACGGAUGCUCAUGUACAUGGUUUCGUGUUCAAUAUAUGCAUCUUAUUGCAACAAAAAGAGCAAACUAUGUACUGUGUUCAUCUAAACUUGUCAGUUUUAGAAUGGCAAUAUUUCUACACGUCAAUCUACUUGGCUGCGGAAGAACUUAUUGUUGUAUGAAAUAUCAAAGUAUGUUACACUUGGUAUUAAUUGGUCAAAUUUGUAUAGAGGAGGAACUUUGUGUUUGAAUCAAUUAUGGUCAUGUGUUCAUAAGCAAUUCCGUAGA
Molecule: messenger RNA, 2609 nt
Organism: Nicotiana attenuata
Lineage: Eukaryota; Viridiplantae; Streptophyta; Magnoliopsida; Solanales; Solanaceae
Product: probable protein phosphatase 2C 35
Exons: 4
Coding region: 727-1968 (413 amino acids)
Biological process (GO): protein dephosphorylation
Cellular component (GO): cytosol; nucleus
Molecular function (GO): cation binding; protein serine/threonine phosphatase activity
Source: RefSeq, a predicted model, not a curated record